Molecule: messenger RNA, 2221 nt
Organism: Zea mays
Lineage: Eukaryota; Viridiplantae; Streptophyta; Magnoliopsida; Poales; Poaceae
Product: pectinesterase
Exons: 2
Coding region: 25-1812 (595 amino acids)
Biological process (GO): cell wall modification
Molecular function (GO): enzyme inhibitor activity; pectinesterase activity
Source: RefSeq, marked provisional
GACGCAUGCAGUGCAGCUUCAGCAAUGGCGUCGUCGUCGUCUACGACCGCUACUACCAGCUGCUGCCCCCUACUGCUGGCGCUCUUAUGGGUCCUCAUGGCGGCACACCGCGGCCACGCCGCCGCCGUGUUCACCGGCCUGGUCUUCGAGAGCCCGGGUGAGGCGGAGGCCUUCGAGGACGCGCUGCUGCGCCAGGCCUGCUUCAACGUCUCCUUCUUCUUGUCCGCGGGUGGCCGCCGCGAGGCCUGCGUGUCGCGGCUCGACACGGCGCGGGGAGGCGCGGGCAGCGGGCCCGUGCCCGUGCUCCGCGCCGCGCUGCGCGACACGCUCGGCGAGGCCGUGGGCGCCGCGGGAGCGGUCCGGGGGCUCGCCUCGCUGUCCAACCACGCGCGCGAGGAGGUAGCGCUGCGCGACUGCGUCGAGCUGCUGGGAUACUCCGUCGACGAGCUCGGGUGGGCGCUGGACGCUAUGGCCGCCGACGACACCGACGACGGCGGCGGCCUGGAGCUGCUGGACUCGCCCGGCCGCCGCAGCGCCUCAAGCCGCGCCGAGAACGACAUCCACGCGUGGCUCAGCGCGGCGCUGGGCAACCAGGACACCUGCGUGGCCGGCUUCCACGGCACCGACGGCCGCCUGCUGCGCCGCGUCGAGGCCGCCGUAGCGCAGCUCACGCAGCUGGUCAGCAACCUGCUUGCCAUGCACAAGCGCCUGCGCAGCAUCACGCCGCUGCGCCACGGACCUCCUAAAAGUAACAGCGCCUCCUCCGGCGCCGGCGACGACGAGCUGCCGCCGUGGGUGAUGGACGUCGAGGACGAGGAGGAGCUCGUCGCCAAGCGCGCCCGCCGCGCAGGCAGGACGUCGUCGACGCGCGUGGACGUCGUGGUGGCGCAGGACGGCAGCGGGCGCUACCGCACCGUCAGCGAGGCGGUGGCACGGGCGCCCAGCCACAGCAAGAGGAAGUACGUGAUCUACGUCAAGCGAGGGGAGUACCACGAGAACGUGGAAGUCAGGAAGAAGAAGACCAACAUCGUCAUCGUCGGCGAGGGCAUGGGCGAGACGGUGAUCUCCGGCAGCCGGAGCUUCUCCAGCGGCUGGACCACCUUCCGCAGCGCCACCUUCGCGGUGUCCGGCGCCGGGUUCAUCGCGCGGGACCUGACGUUCCGCAACACGGCGGGUCCGGCGGCGCACCAGGCGGUGGCGCUGCGCGUGGACUCGGACCGCUCCGCCUUCUUCCGCGUGGCCGUGGAGGGGCACCAGGACACGCUGUACGCGCACUCGCUCCGGCAGUUCUACCGCGACUGCCGCAUCGCCGGCACCGUGGACUUCGUCUUCGGCAACGGCAUCGUCGUGGUGCAGCGCAGCCUCGUCGCCACGCUGCCGCUGGCGCCCGGCCAGACGGGCAGCGUCACCGCGCAGGGCCGCAAGGACCCCAACCAGAACACGGGCUUCUCCUUCCACGGCUGCGUGCUGGAGGCCAAGUACCCGACGUACCUGGGCCGCCCGUGGAAGCCCUUCUCGCGGGUCGUGGUCAUGGAGUCCUACCUGGGCUCUGGCAUCCAGGCCCGCGGGUGGCUCGAGUGGGCAGCUGCUGGCUCGGGGGACCACAGCCCGGGCCUCGCCACGCUGUUCUACGGAGAGUACAGGAACUACGGGCCCGGUGCGGGCGUCGCGGGCCGAGUGAAGUGGCCUGGCUACCACGUGAUCAUGGACGCCGCCGUCGCCAGCCGGUUCACCGUCAGGCGAUUCAUCGACGGGCUUGCGUGGUUGCCCGGCACCGGCAUCACCUUCACGGCGGAUCUAUUCAGGAGAUGACGAUGGCCAGCGCUAAUGCAGUUGCUUGAUUGGGUUACAGUAUUUUUUUUGAAGGGUGCACAAAAUAAGGAUAUUUUAGUAUCAUAUUAUAAAGAUCAUAAGUAUUGCUAACCACAAAAUAAGGACAUAUUAUAUUAUAAUGAUGAAUAUAAAAUUGCCUUUUUUUUGGGACAUAGGGAUAUAAGGUGUUAACUUUGUGCGUUUUUCCUUGAGUUGAUAUCACUUUGGUAAGUAAUUAGGGUUGUAAUGUGUUGCAAACUAAGUAUGUACGUAAAAACGUAAUUGUGUUAUAUUGGUACAGAAAGACCCUAAGAUGUAAACUGAACAAGUAUAUAAUUGUUCUAUUUUAUGAGAUAACUAGAUAUGUGUCCGUGCGUUGCCAUGAGGCGAUGGGAGCAUGGGUUUCCGU